AUGACUUCUGAUAAAUUCUUGAUUACCGAUCGGGACAACUUUCCUUAUGUGUACAUGCAACACAAGGACAUCCCACGCAAACAGCGCGAUGACGGCUUCCUGCGCAGUAACAUUUACCUACCAAAGGAUGCAGCACCGUUCGGAAACAAAAAAUACCCGGUGAUUGCAACCUACGGUCCUUACGGCAAAGAAGUUCCCUACAGCGUGUUUCACCCGAAGUCAUGGGCGCAACUCAACCCAGAAAUGAAGUCGGCCCACGCCGCCUGGGAAACGCCCGAUCCAGGCUACUGGACUGCUCAAGGCUUUGUGGUCGUGCGUGUCGAUGAGCGUGGCGCGGGCCAAAGCCCAGGCAAGCUGGACACUAUGUCGCGCGGCACCAGCGAGGCCUUCUUCGAUGUUGUGGAGUGGUGUGCCGAACAGGAAUGGUCGUCUGGGAAAGUCGGCUUGUUGGGUAUCAGCUACUAUGCAGGCACACAGUGGAGGGUUGCUGCACGACGUCCAAAAGGACUGGCGGCCAUUAUUCCUUGGGAGGGCAUGAGCGAUUACUAUCGAGACCGCGUGAGGCAUGGCGGUGUCUUAUCCGACAAAUUCAUCAAAUUCUGGUGGGAGAAUGCUGUUGUUAAGAACCAAUACGGUACACCAGGCCGCGCAGCUAAGAAUUGGGGCCUUGAUACCCUGGAUGGUGAUCUCGACGACGCAACUCUGGUUGCCAAUCGAAGGAACCAGAUGGAGGAUACAGCAGCGCACCGCUUCCUCGACGAUGAAUACUACGCUAGUCGUAACUUCGAAGUUGAGAACAUAGAAGUCCCACUGCUCAGCGUGGCCAACUGGGGGGGAAUCCUUCUGCAUCUCCGUGGUAACGUACUUGGCUGGAUGCGUGCCUCUUCGCCGUACAAGUUUCUCCACUUCGUCGUCGGCCGGCAUGACUUGCCCUUCUACUAUGAGCACUCGGCCAAGCUGCAGCUAUCGUUCUUCGAUGCCUUUUUGAAGGACAACGACUACGGUGGUUGGAAGUCCGGUGAGCAGCCGCGCGUCCAACUGUGCUUAAGGAAGGGAGACUGCGGCGUCGACGACCCAGAACGUGAGCUCGCGUUCCCAACGCGUGGCGAAGCAGACUGGCCUAUUCCGGACACAGCCUACACCAAAUUCUACCUCACAGCAGACCAGAAGCUGUCCGAAGAUGCGAAGGGCAAGAGUCAUGCAUUCUCCUACGAUGCAUUGGCUGGUGAGCCCGUGCAGUUCCGCUACACCACUUCGCAAACGCUCGAAUUGACGGGCCACAUCGUAGCGCACUUGAGCGUCUCAGCAUCAGCCAACGGCACCUCUUCGCCCACGGAUAUUGACCUGUUUGUCACUCUUCGGAAGCUCGCCAAAGAUGGAUCGGAAGUGUUCUAUACCGGCACAAUGGGCGACGCCGUCCCGGUCGUCAAGGGCUGGCAACGAGUGUCGCUGCGGACAACAGAUCCUUCCCACGCCCUUCACCGACCAUACCUGCCGUAUCGCAACUACCUCUCGUCGGACGUGCGAGAAGUCAAAGCUGGUCAGAAGUAUGAAGUUGACGUGGAAGUGUGGCCCACGAAUGUGGUUUUGGAGGAGGGCGAGACGCUGGUCUUCGAGGUCGCGGGACAUGACACCCAGGGUGUAGGUACCUUCUCUCAUGACCAUUUGGAGGAUCGAAAGGCGGAAGUAUUUGGUGGAACGAAUUCCGUUCAUGUAGGGGGUGAAGACAGCUGGUUGUUGCUGCCUGUCAUUCCCGCUAGGCAAUAG
Ascochyta rabiei is the source of this 1767-nucleotide messenger RNA. RefSeq lists its product as uncharacterized. NCBI's taxonomy places the organism in Eukaryota, Fungi, Ascomycota, Dothideomycetes, Pleosporales, Didymellaceae. The record is from RefSeq and is a predicted model, not a curated record. The transcript has 4 exons. Bases 1 to 1767 code for a protein of 588 amino acids. Gene Ontology annotation, molecular function: dipeptidyl-peptidase activity.